Aspergillus caelatus is the source of this 1983-nucleotide messenger RNA. Its product is annotated as ribosome biogenesis protein LTV1. Lineage: Eukaryota; Fungi; Ascomycota; Eurotiomycetes; Eurotiales; Aspergillaceae. The coding region runs from base 241 to 1701 and encodes 486 amino acids. The transcript has 2 exons. Gene Ontology annotation, cellular component: nucleus; cytosol; preribosome, small subunit precursor. Gene Ontology annotation, biological process: ribosomal small subunit export from nucleus; ribosomal small subunit biogenesis. The record is from RefSeq and is a predicted model, not a curated record.
AGUCGAUCGUCAGUACUAAUACUUUCCCUAUGGAUUCCCAUGGUGUGAUAUCCUCUCCACCCGCAGCACAUCCCCCACGUCGCUGCCUGAGGACGACCAGUUGGGCACCCCGAUAAGCCCUCACGUGACGCUAUCACAUCCCACUUUGACAAUUUUUUUGCUCCCAAGGUCCAUACAAUAUCAACCCACUCAGGCUGAAAAUCUUCAUUCCAGCUGUCCACACCGAUCGCAGUCGCCAAAAUGCCUCCCCGCAAGCAGUGGAUCGAUAAAAAGAAUGCAACCACAUACCAACUCUUCCACCGAGCCCAAAAUGACCCCCUGAUCCACGACUCCUCAGCCGAUGACCGUGUUUUGGCCCCGGUGUCAGGCCCCGCAACAGGUAGCUCUACCAUCGAAGCCCGCGGCAAGAACCUCUCGGAUCUAGCCAGUGAAUUCGGCGCGGAGCCCGUCCGGAGAAACGAAGGUGAAGCAGCGAACUACGGUAUCUUCUACGACGACUCGAAAUAUGAUUACAUGCAACAUUUGCGCGAGCUGGGCACCGGUGGCGGUGAUUCGUAUUUCGUGGAGGCCAAGAGCAAGGACAAGGGCAAGGCUAAGGGGAUGAAGCUGGAAGAUGCUCUGCGACAAGUCACUCUGGACGAUGCGAGAAGCGAGUAUGGCCCAGGAAGCGUCUACGGAUCGGAUAUGCGUUCGACUGCCUCGUCGUAUGUCCGGCAACCGACCUACCAGGAUCAGCAGAAUGUGCCUGAUGCAAUUGCGGGAUUCCAGCCUGAUAUGGACCCCCGUCUGCGGGAAGUACUGGAGGCUCUUGAGGAUGAGGAAUUUGUCGACGAAAACGACGAGGAUGAUGUGUUUGGCAAAUUAACCUCUCAGGCGGAGGAGAUAGACCAGGGCGAUUGGGAGGAUACGUUGUUUGACGAGGAAGAUGAUGAUGGGUGGGAGUCUGAUGCUACUGAGAAGGCUCCCGUGCAGCCCAGCACAACCGACUACAAACCACCGCAGAGGGACGAGGUCGCCCAGAAUAAAUCCCAGGACGCUGAACCAGGUGAAUUGCCCGAUCACGACGCGCCGGCUCCGGAUAUGCACCCCGAGGACCAGGGAUGGAUGCGUGAGUUUGCUAAGUUCAAGAAGGAGGGUAAAGCGAAGGCAGCGCCGGCAGCACCGCCCAGUAUUGUGCCCUCGGAGCAACGAAGCACUCUUGCCUCCACUGUCUUCACAGUGGGUGGUACCCCCAUCCGCCGAAAGAAGCGUAAGGGUGCACUCACGAACCCUUCGGCAUACUCCAUGACCUCUUCCGCUCUGGCCCGGACGGAAGGGCACCGUCUGCUGGAUGACCGAUUUGACCGGGUGGAGGCACUCUACGCUCUUGACGAGGAAGAUGAGUACGAUGAUAGCAUGUCCAUGAUCAGCGGUAUGACCGGUAUGACCGGCAUGACCGGCUUCUCGACCGCCUCAUCGCAGGCUCCCAGCCUGAUUGACGCGAACGGAGCAGCUGUGGCUCCCCGCCAUGAUUUCAACAAUGUUAUGGAUGACUUCCUUGCGGGCUGGGACGGUAACACAAGCUCCCAAGUGAAGCGCAAGGGUGCCAAGGCAAAGAGAGGCAAGAAUGGUAACGAAGCAAUUGGAAUCAGAAUGUUGGACGAGAUCCGACAAGGAUUGGGCCCCGCCAAGAUGCCAGGAAAAGCCUCUGGACGGGCGUAAUGCUUCAACGAAUUGUGAUGAUACCUUUCAAUUUCUUUAGAAUACGGUUUCUGGCGUCCCGGUCUCAAAUGCCCUUAUGUUGCAUGAUAGAUGUCCAUUUUUUUCGGCUAGUUAAAAGUUUUCCAACUACCACAUAGUACAUACUUGGUUUACUUGAUAGGAAUCAAUUAACCUUCUGACACAUCUUUCUUGUUUAUCACUUCGUGUUCAUAAGCAGAUACAUUAUAGAACUCAACCUUUGCAGCGGGUGAACGCACAGGAUCCUGCUACCUUCACGUUCAA